Messenger RNA from Thlaspi arvense, 417 nucleotides. Lineage: Eukaryota; Viridiplantae; Streptophyta; Magnoliopsida; Brassicales; Brassicaceae. The record is from the annotation of a GenBank genome assembly.
AUGGAAGGAAGCCCAGGUACCGGAGACCCCGUCGCAACCAAUGAUUGCUCGCGAUCCACACACAGCGAAUCACCCAAAUCAGAUUACUGCAAGACAGACGGAGCAUGGCAUGAAGAACGGAAGAUCAGAGGAAUAGGAUGGACUUUUCACCGAGCAAAUCAAAGCAAACUCGCCCAGGACUCCAAAGCUCAAAGAUUCGUAGCAUCGCCUCUGGUAGCGGAAGCACUUGCAGUCCGGUUAGCUCUUCGACAUGGCCUAUCAAUGGGAAUCACCAACAUGCAGGUCGCCUCUGAUGCGCUUCAGCUCGUCAACGCAAUCAACUCGGGUUCCUGGCUAUCAGAAAUAUACGGAAUUUUGCAGGAUAUCCCGCAUUUGUCUAAGUGUUUUGUUGAUGUUAAAUUCAUCUCUAUCACUUGA